CGGAGAGGGCCCUCUUUGAGGCAGAAGCUUUCGGACUUCCCUGAGAAGGAGAAAGAAAAGCUGGCUGAAGCUGAGAUCAGGAGACUGCAGAAACAGUUUCGGAUAGCAGCAGGGAAGAGGAAAUCUUAUGGUGCCAACGUGAGGCAGAAAAUGCAAGCUCAGGAAAAAGAAAUAGAGUCGCUGACCCAAGAACACAGAGAGGUGUCGUUAACGCUGAGCCAGAUCGCGUCCCUGAGAAAUGCAGCGCUGGAUGACAGAAAUUGUAUGGAGCUCCAAUGCCUUUUGCAGACCAAAUAUCAGUACGAUUCUCUGAUUAGAGAUAGAAAAGCCCUGUUAGCUGACCUGGACAACCAGAUACUAGAGCUGGAAAAAAAGGUGGUGAGGCAAAACCAGAGAGCAGCGAAGGUGAAGCAAGCGAACAAUAGCAAAUGGCUGCAAAAGCAGAUUGAGACACUGGAGACGCGUCUAAACAAGGUCACUGUGCAUUUCGAUACCAUCGUGACCAGAAAUAACAAGCUCCGAGAAGAGAUUGAAAGCCUGCGAAUCCAGAAAGCCGUUUUGGACAACUUCUACUUGAAGCUCCAUAAGAAGCUGGAUCAGCAGAGGAGAAGGAUGAACACUGCCGUUGAGCAAUCCACACAAGCCUACGAGCAGCGGAUGGAGGCUCUGGCAAGGAUUUCAGCCAUGAAAGAAAGGCACAGCAAAGACACUGUCCAGUACCAUGUCGAGCUGCAGGAGCAGGAGCGUGUCCUUGACCAGGAGACCAAACUGAAAGCCUUCACGCUUGCCAAAUUUACAGAUCGCUCUGAAUUGGAGGAACAGGCCAAAAAGAAAAAAGCCUUGAAGGCAGCCCAGCGGGCCAAGCGGAGACAAGGGGAGAGCUUUGAGAGCCGGGAGGUGGCUUACAAGCGUCUGCUGGAGCUGGCGGAGGACGGGGACAUCGACCGGCUGCUGAAUAGCUUCAUCGAAAAGGAGGGGAAGAACUUCCCCUGCUUCAGCUACAUCACCGAGCUGAACAACGAGAUGGAGAAGAUGCAGUGGAGGAUCAAGGACCUCCAGAACAAAAUUACGGCCCUCGUGACGGACCAGGAGUAUGCAGAGAGCAGCAGCCUUCAUGUCCUGCAGGAGCUGGAGGAAAAACUAAUGGAAACCACUGAGGAAGCCAACCGGUAUGAAGAGAGAUGCAAAGAGACCAGCAAAGUCCUGGGGCAGCUCAAAUCUGGCAUGGAGGCCCUGUUCAAAGAAAUCAACUGCGACGCUACGAAGAUAAUGAAGCAGCUUGGAGAAAACGGGCAGAUCACGGAUCUGAACCUGAUGCAGUUUUUCGGUCUUGUGGAGAAGAAGACCAACGAGCUCCUCCUGAUGGAGUCCAUCCUGCGCUACACAUCGGCUGAGGGCUCGCAUCCGGCCCAGCCCUUCGCCAACCCGCUGCUGCACGGCACCGGCCUCCUCCGGGUGAUGGAUCGGGGCCAGCUCUGCCCGCCGCCCCCCACCCUGGACGGCACUGCCGACGCCAUCGAUGCCUUGGAGGUGCCGCUGGACCACGGCCAGCUGCGCCAGCUGGUUCUCCAGAGCCAGGAGAAGGAGCGGGACAACGCCACCGGCACGAGCAAGAAGGGGAGGAAUGACAUCAAGGUGUGA
Molecule: messenger RNA, 1641 nt
Organism: Fulmarus glacialis (Northern fulmar)
Lineage: Eukaryota; Metazoa; Chordata; Aves; Procellariiformes; Procellariidae
Gene: CCDC63
Product: coiled-coil domain containing 63
Exons: 10
Biological process (GO): outer dynein arm assembly; cilium movement
Cellular component (GO): axoneme
Source: RefSeq, a predicted model, not a curated record